CCCAACCGCGCCACACACCACCAGUAUCCCACCACGACCACCACUACCCUCGCUCUCUCAGUGUGUGUGUGUUGAUGUGACUCGUGUGGUGGAGUGUAGCGCCUGUGAGAGAAGGAGAAAUAGCAGUACCUUAUGAUUUUUUGUUGUUUUAUCGCUGUUUCUUUGUAAUUGACAACACGGAGAUGAAGUGAGAAGUUAGAAUAUAAUGAAGUGCACGACAAUAGACCGACGAAACUUUUGAAAACUUAUGACCCGCUUGGAUGUUUUUGUUUGUUGAUAUGUUUUGAAGGCAGUGGGGUAUUUUUUUUCUCUCCCUCUCUCGCUUUCACGUUAAGAUUUUUGUGUGACUUUGUUGAUCCUUAAAACACGAAGGGGAGAAAAGAAGAACAAAGUAUCGGUAUUCAGUUCAACACAGUUAUCAUCUCAGCGAGCAGUGUGGUUCGCCAAGGGGAGGGAGUCAGUCGGUAAGAGUGCUCAAGGCGGCGGCGGAAGCUGAAGGCGGAUGAGGGAGGAAGGGAGGUCGCCAAUCAAUCACCUUCCCUCUCCCGAUCCUGACACGAACUGAGGUGAAGGUGACAGAGUGCUGACCUUCCUGUUUGUGGUCGCGAGUCUUCGGUCUGACACUUCCAUCUGAAACGUCGACUUAUGUAGCUUUUUCUUUUUUUACGGCAAAGGAAACACAUAAAAAAAGAAGAAGAAACGAAGAAAUGAAGGAAAAAGUCCGCUAAUUUUACAGUAAAGGAAAUAACUCAUGGGCUCUCAGUUUUUCUCCCUCGAGCGUAUUGAAAACAUGGAGUCAAAUAAUUUCAAGAACACGCAUCUGUCUCUGGUUUUGACAUCAGGGGAAAUAAAAUCGAGAAUCCUGCAUCAAAUCUCGUCCAACAGGUGUCCCGCAGGUGUUCUUUCCCGUAGUUAGUGUCAAAAGGGAUCUAGUUGAUGGGAGGGGAUUCAGUCAGGCUCUCAGAUUGCUUAAAUUUAUCCUCCCUGAUUGCCUUCCUCAGCUGCGCUCUCGUGGUGUUCCGAACUCCUUACGACUUUCCGGUGUGGCGUCUUCCUCUUCGUCAGAUCAUUUUAGAGCCAUCAUCUUCAUUCCUCGUGCUCGUCUCCACGGACUCAUUAGUUAAGGCACCUGAUUCCUCCACUCAUUUUCAUCUAAUUUAAAAAGAAACGUGUGCUCUGAAUCGUAAUAAGACAGUGGAAGGAGAACCGAGGACUUAUAUCACAUUCAAGAGUCAGUGUACGAUUGUUCUCAUAUCCUCCUGACAUCGAGAAUCAGAAAUGACAACCACCUUUAACGGCUUGAAGUGAAAUUAACUCUGAACACGGAGCCAAAAAAAGAAUCCACAUAUCAUUUGAAAAAACACAUUCAAUAAUAAGUGUAAGACAUUUUCCACACAAACUCCAACUCCGCAAAUGAGAAAUGACAAAGUGACGUCGACCUUUGAACACUGGACUAACUAACGCUUCUACAGAUCCUUGAGGAAACGCGUUCAAGUCAGCGUAUGUGAGACUCUCUUCGUCCUCCGACUUCGCAAAUCAAAUAUGACACCCACGUUCCGAGACCCAAAGUGCAGUGAAGUCAACCUUUGAACACUGGACUAACUAACGCUUCUACAGAUCUUUAAAGAAACGCCCUCAAGUCUGUGUGAGACUCUCUUCGUCCUCCGACUUCGCAAAUCAAAUAUGACACCCACGUUUCGAGACCCAAAGUGCAGUGAAGUCAACCUUUGAACACUGGACCAACUAACGCUCGACCAAAUCCUCCGAAGUUCGACACAAUGACCUCCACCAUGUCCUCGGCCUCGACCUCGGCCUCACCCUCGCCCUUCAUGGACCUGUCGGCGAUGAACGUGACCGAAGAGUGUCUGGUCGAGGUCUCCACCAACAGCAGCCUCAACGAGACCUUUGACGUGUGUUCCUACAUCAUGGACACACUGGGGGAACCGAGGCUCAGGUACUCCGUCUUGCUGCCGAUGACCGUCGUGUACUGCGUCAUCGCGGUGGGCGGGGCGGUGGGCAACGUGCUGACAUGUCUCGUGGUAGCCAAGAACCGCACGAUGAGAACCUCCACGAACUACUACCUCGUCAACCUCGCCGUGGCUGACCUGCUCACGCUCUUCAUCGCCCUGCCGCUGGAGGUGUACCAGAUGUGGGUGCAGUACCCGUGGCCCUGGGGCGAGAGCGCCUGCCGCCUGCGGGCCAUGAUGCCGGAGCUGGUGACCCACGUGUCGGUGCUGACCAUCCUGGCCGUGUCGGGGGAGCGCUACGUGGCCAUCACCAACCCCGUGUACGCCCGCACCACCCACACGCUCGCCCGCACCGCCCGCGUCCUGCCCGUCAUCUGGCUGCUCUCCCUGGUGGCCGCCGUGCCCUGGGGAUACUACUACCAGGUCAACCAUCUCAAGGACCCGCUAGGCGUUGAGCUGCCCCAGAGUUCGUGGUGUGCCAUUCCCUACCACAUCACGGAGAGCAGCUCGUCGUGGCUCAUCUGGCUCUCCUCCGUGGGCGCCUUUAUCCUGCCCAUGACCAUCCUCAUCUUCCUCUACUGCAGGAUCGGCGUGGUUCUCUCCAUGGAUCCACCCACGCGCACUCCCACGGCAGGCAACGGGGCCAUUCACACGCGCAGGAUGGGGAUCAGGAUGCUGGUAGCAGUCGUGGUGGCGUUCUUCCUGUGCUGGGCUCCCUUCCACGCCCAGCGGCUCAUGUUCGGCAUCAUCACCAGCAAGGACCAGUGGACGGAGACGCUGCGCUCCAUCAACACGCAACUCUACUGCUUCACGGGAACCUGUUACUACCUGAACUCCGCCAUCAACCCGCUGCUGUACUCCGUCAUGUCCAUCCGCUUCCGCAACGCUCUGCGGCGGUCGCUGUGCGGCGGGCGGGACUGGGCGCGGCGCCAGCAGCUCUACUUUUCCAACACCACACACGGGCAGCUGCAGCUCUCCAACAACUCCAACAUCCUGCUGAGAACCCGAGAGUACUCCCUCACCUCCUCGAGGAGACUCAACGAAACCUCCAACAGGAAUGGCGUUCACUACGGGUUCGAAAACAUGGACAUGGAUGCCUGAUAUUCGGCCGACGCUCUCGAAGCGUCGCCGCCAAAAAUAAAGGAUUUUUGUGCCUGUGCUAAUUUAAAGCCUCAGAGAUACAAUUCCCUGGCCGUCAAUAAGCUUGCCGACAGUGUGGUGUAGGGACAGAAGUCUUAUGUGAUUUAUAAAGAUAUUUAAUAUUUCAAGAAAUAUUACCCCUAUCAAGUACUGGGACAAAACUAGAAAUACCUGAAUACUAGAUUCAGAUCUAAUCUGAACGAGACGACAAUGAUAUUAUGUGUGAAGGUAGCCAUGGGACUACUGGCACGUGUUUAGCGCCAAUGGCGUAGCCUGUGAUGACACUAACAGAUUAUACGUGUGUGUAUAUGUCUACAGUGAUGUUCUUAUAGUCUAUGUUGAGUUCCAGGUGCUCCACUAAACCGAAGUCGCAGUCAAUGUUAAGUUUAAUGGGUAACAUGUAUGUGAUUCAAGCCACUCGGUGACAGGCGAAGCGAACUGUUAACACGUUGACACUCACCAAGCCGUCACCCUCGUCACUGAGCUGCCACCUUUAUAUCAGUGUGUGUGUGUGUGUGUGUGUGUGUGUGUGUGUGUGUGUGUGUGCAUAUUGUUAGCAUUCAUAAAUGACAUACCAUAUAUCAAGAUCCAUUAACAAAUACUAGAAUGAAAACCAUUUAUCAUUAGUAAUCAUUUGUUCUAAGGCACCGGCCGGGUCCACCCUCCCACACCCCUGCACCAAUUAAUAUUCCGUUCACACCACACUUCCCAAACUGCAGACGAUGACACAAAGGUCGGUAUUAUGAGAUUCUUUGGCUUCUCACACCAGCAAUUUCUAAAGGUCAAAGAGAGGGCCAGUUGAGUUCUAAUGAGUGUUUCUUCAGGUUCACCGUACAAAGGAGGGGUCCAACUACUACCAGGGCCAUAAAACUACCUCUGGAAAUGCCCACAGCUCCUACGAAAGCCUUGUCAAAUUUGGGUUCUUGGGCAGCGAAAUGUCUAAUAAUACGACCCAAAGACUCAAAUUAACAUACCUGACAUUAUAUCAUGUUGUUCUGUUCAGCUUCAAACAUUCCGAGGAUAAUUGAGUGCCGGGAGCCGUGACCUCUUCAUUGCAUCGAUGGGCUGCUCUCAUACACUGCGGGAGGAAGGUAACCAUGAGCCGGCCAGAGCAACGCUUGGAAUCCCUCUCCCGUGCGAUGGCAUGAAUCAAAAGCUCCUCGAAGUACAGGAGAAAUUCAUCUACUCGGGAAUAAAUUUUGAUCCCAACUGCCUGGAAAAUCCUAAUCCGUGCCGUGGAUACGCGAGGCGGACUUCUAGCUCAGUGAUGCUCAACUGUUAUCUUACUUUAUCUUCGGUAUUUCUAAAGUGGUGAUGUAUGUUCUCUCGCCCAGAAUCCGAGGAGAAACAUGCUUCAUACAAGGCCUUGCAUUACUUCUUGGGAACCCCACCAUCUUGAGAACUCUUCCGUACCUCAAGGCUUUCCCUCGCCCACCCCUUGGGGUAAACACACCCCCGUUUCAAUUAAAAAAAAAACACUUUUCUAUCGUCAGGCCGAAAGGGAUACCCCGUGUCUCCAGACGUUCGGAGUCCUUAUCCGCGUCUCGGGCCAUUACCUCCAUACACCAAUUUCCGGCCGUCUAGAUAGAGGCCGUUCCCCCGGGAGGCGGCUGUAGCCUCGGUGCAGCGAUGUGUAUCACCAAGAAAACUAUACAUUCAGUUUGGGUCUAACGCAUCCUUUUUCCAGGUUAAUAUAGAGGCAUAUUCCUUAUAGUACAUAUUUUUCCUUCGAGCUGAAAUGUUGAAUAAGUAUCUUACUUUGCAGUCAACUGAUUUUUUUUUUUUUUUUUUUUUUCGAAACUUGAGAGCUCUUAUUUAAUUAUACAGCGAAUGGGCAUCAGAGCCUCUCUCCGUGCCUCCAGGCAGCUCUUGUCUUAUCUCGGACGCACCAUUUUAUUCAUUACUCAGAAAGAUGCUCUGGAAAUCUUAACUAAACUAUAAAAAACAACGAUUGUCCAAAAGAAGAGGAUAUAUUACUUGUCGUUUGACAAUCUUUAAAUUUCAUAUAUGCCCAGUUUUACAGAGCUCACCCGCGUAUAAACUGUCGUACAAACUGGCAAACAAGUGAUAUAUAGGCGGUGCACGGGACGCCAGCCCACCGGUAAUGUGAACAGAGGUCGCGGCGAGCCAAACACAAGGCAACAAAACACAAUACCCUGAACACUUAUUACUCCUCACACUCGUUUCCAACAGUGCUACAAAGACCACUGUCCCCGUACUGACGACUUUAGUGUUAUCAGUGAGACAUGACGGACUUGCUCACGCUGCACACUGGUAAGAGUGAACCGCGCGAAGUGAUGACGACUCCGGACAAUAAGGGUGGAUGUUGUUGUUGCUGUUGUUGCUGGUGUUACUGUGAUGUCUUCAGUCACUCAUAAAGGGAACCCGUCGCCUGGUGCUCGCGCGCUGGGAUCUGCUUCACCGUUACCUGUUUCCUUACCUGCCAGGGCGAAUGUCUGCCCGAGGUAUCUCUUCAACACCUUAACGCCUGAUUUUCUAAACGUCGUAUCGGUCUUUAUCUGCCUACGACUUGGAUUCUUUCUAGAGGAGAGUAUCAAGACACCUCUCCUCCCGAAACUGAUCUCUCUUCUGCCCUCUUGUUCUUUCUUCUUUUGUUGGAGUAGCUGCGUCUAGCGAGCUUUUUUGUUACUGUUGUUGUUGCUGUUGUUGUUUUACCUUGAGCUGCCUCCCUUGCUGUAAAAAAAUAAUGUGGCUGAUUCGUCUUUUUUAACUUUUUUUUUUUUAGGCAUGGUUAGCUGGUUUUGUUGGGUUGUUGUUUUUUUAUAUAACUUUUUUUACGACUGAGUUUGUAAUACUCUGCUAACUAACUUAUUAUUUUUACUUCUUGAUUUCGUUUCUUUGUUUGUUUGUCGUGUAUUAUAUUUUAAGAUUUUUAUUACCCUGCUUCUCCCUCGAUUUCUAUAAUCUUCUCUAAUUUCUCGUUUUCUUUCUCCUUCUAUCCCUCUGUCUCUCUACUUUUCUAGUCCUCUAUACUCACUCGUCCCCUUUCUCCUUCUACCCCUCUGUCUCUCUACUUUUCUAAUCCUCUAUACUCACUCGUCCCCUUUCUCCUUCUACCCCUCUGUCUCUCUACUUUUCUAAUCCUCUAUUCUCUCUCGACCCCUUUCUCCUCCUCUCAUUACUUUCACUCUCAUCUCCUUCUCGGCGUUUCAGGUGUUAGUGGGAUGCUGGACAGGUAUCUUAUAGUGUCCGCAUCCCUUCCUCUCUACCUGAUUCGUCUCUCAUAAUGAUAAUAAUAAUAAUGAUACGACGUUUGAAAAAUCAGGCGUCCGUCGAUUGAUCAUUUCACCUGCGAUUUCUCACUCUCACGGCCAAGUGUGACGAGAAAGGUGUUGUUCUUUGUACACUUCCUCCUCCUUGUCAUAAAUAAAGCAACGUUUACAUAAAUAUAUAUAUACAUCGACGUACUCUUGACAUCAAUAUAUAUUUUUCUCUUCCUCGAGUGCAUACUAAAUGAUCUACUCCAUGCACCUGACUCUUCGUGUGUGUUAUUAUUACGGUAUCGAAGUUCGUACAUACAUAGAAGUAGAUAUUUUUUGAUGAGGUUCAGUUUUGAGGUAGAUUAUUUUUAUGAGGUUUAUUUUUUUAGGUUUUUAUGAGGUCUAUGAGGUUUAGUUGGUAGAUUAUUUUUAUGAGGUUCGGUUUUGAGGUAGAUUAUUUAUAUGAGGUUUAUUUUUUUAGGUUUUUAUGAGGUCUACGAGGUUUAAUUGGUAUAUAUAUUUUUAUGAGGUUCAGUUUUGUAAUGUAUCUCGCUCGCUCAUCAGCGGGAAGAAAUUUAUAAUCCUUACUUACAUUUUUCUUUUUCUUUCUUGUUUUCCAUGCUGAAACUCGUGUGUGUGUGUGUGUGUGUGUGUGUGUGUGUGUGUGUGUGUGUGUAUCAAGACAGUAUUGUAUUCCUGAAUGAUUGUGGAUUAAUACGAAUUGUCAAGGUAAUUAUUGUUGUUGUUAUGGAUAUCAUUAUUAUUAUUAUUAUUAUUAUUAUUAUUAUUAUUAUUAUUAUUAUUAUUAUUAUUAUUAUUAUUAUUAUUAUUAUUAUUAUUAUGUGCUACAACGAUGUGACGUGAACGGAAUACAUGUAAUACCUGAAAUAUUUAACUGCAUUCAAACUAUACAUAACAUGCCUACUAAAAAUCCGGUAUAGACACAAAUAUACUUAGAAAUGUACUAACAAACCUACAGACAUAACCCUCCCCUCCUCUACCCGCACACCCAAACACACACGCACACUUCAUAUACCUUAUUUUAACCUGGUAGCUGCAGUGAUCAUGUUUCUUAAAGGCCCCUCUAAGCGAGAAAAAUGAGAAAAAAUCAUCACUCACGCAAACCAUUUCAUAAUAUAUAUCAACGCAUUUGUGAUCAGUUUAUGCAUCAUCUAUUUUUUGGGGUUUAUAUCAAGGCAAAAAUGUGGCCCGUCGCUGGUACACGGUAAAGCCACAAAUUUGGCCCGUCGCUGCUACCGGGUUAAUGAACUUAAGUCUCUAAUAUUUCAGCCGCGUCAGGUGAAAUACUGCCGCUCAUUACUCACACCCUAAUUACCUGAGUCCCGGCGCUGCUGCAGGUGCUCGCGUGGGCUGGAGGAGGGCAGGAGGGCGAGGCUGAGAGGGAGAGAGGAAAGGAUAUUUGUCUGCACGUUAAAGUAUUCUCAGACACUUUCGGCUCGCACAACAACUAUCUGCAAAGGCCACAAAGGAGAUUAGUCGGGUACUCAUGAGUGGUUGUUCACGUUCAUGGUGCAGAUGCCUUGUCAGACUAUCACUAGGCCCACAAAACUACACUUGGAAAUACUAACACACCCUCUACGAAAAGCCUUAUCAUUUGUGGAUGUGCAAGGUAAACAAUUGAUUAGUUACCUGAUGAAGCACUAUAGAAAUUGAGAUUAAUUAACUUAUGAGGUGAUUCGCUGGAUGGAAGGAGUAAAAGAAAGGAAGGAAGAGGUACGGGAGGAUAGAGGGAAGGAAGGAGAUAUGGAAGAAAAAAGAUAAGUCGGGUUCUCAUGAGUGGUUGUUCACGUUCAUGGUGCAGGAGCCUUGUCAAACUAUCACUAGGCUUAUUAAACUACCAAUGGAAAUACUACUAACACAACCUCUUCGAAAGCCUCUUCAAAUGUUGGUGUAUAAGCCCAGAAGAAAUGUUUGAGAAUAUGGGUCUAAGAUUAAGUUGUCACCCGGUUUCGUAACAGUUGGAAAUGUACAGGAAACGAUACUGAAGUUGCAUAGAUAGAUAGAUAGAUAGAUAAAUAGAUAGAUAGAUAGAUAUUUAUUGACCACAACUUACAAUAAAAACGCAUCAAUCUCUAUUUUACAAAAUGGUCCAAAAACUAGCAUUUCUUUAAAACUCAGAAUGAAAACAUAUACUAAACAAAAACGCAGAAUACGUACAAGGUAAUAAAAACACUUAACACCACAAAACAUACAGACCAUAAAACGAACGAAACACGUUAAAAACAAACAAACAAAUAAAAAUAACUAAAACAGUUGAAAUCUAUAAUGCACACUGGACUAUAUUUUAAACUCAGAAUGAAAAUAUACACUAAACAUAUGGGCUUUGAUCACAUCCACACACACCCAGGAAGCGGGACACAUAACCGUACUGACACGACACCCGGUACCCGUUGACUGCUUGGUGGACAGGGGGCAAGGAUUAAUAAAAGAAACUGCUCAUUCGUCUCUACUUCGCCCGGGAAUCGAACCUCGGAACUGGAGUUUGUGCGCGUGUGUGUGUGUGUAAUGGUUUCCUGAUACACAACUUCCCGGAAUGGAUGGAUGGAUAAGCCGAAACAGUCGUAAAGGAGAAACGGUUCCCUAAUUUCUUUCGGUUCGAGUUUACUUGGGUCGUUUGGUCCUCGAAUUAGUCUGAGCGGAUUGUGAAAGUUUUGCCCCGUGACACACACACACACACACACACACACACACACACACACACACACACACACACACACACAACUUUAAUGAGUAAGCUUAUUAAGUCCUUCGAUACGUCCAAACACACAAACAAGCCCGUCUCGUACACAACAACAAACACUGCAAUGCGUAACAAACACUGUGGCUCGCUUAUCUAAUGCUCAAGAUCUUUGUUUUCGAAUUAUACCUUUUUUAACCCUUUAUUUUUUUUUUAAAGGAAAGAAGAAGACUGCUGACCAAAAGAUAGAAAAAAAAGUGAAAAAGUGAAGACGCUUGCAAUCUGCUGUCUCUACAAAAAAUUAUAAUAAUAAUAAAUGGAUGAGAUGCAAAUGGAGAAGUAUAUCAAACUUAGUUCCUGAAUGAUGGUUGGAUACGAAGGAAUGAUGAUGUUUGUAGAUUGUAAGUUUUUGUUUGUUUGUUUGUUUGUUGAGACGAAUUUUAAAAGUGAUACGGACGGUGACAGACUUAUGUUUAUUUUACAGGAGCAGUGUUUAUUUGAUUUUAGUUUUUAUUUUAUUUAUUUAUCAUUUGCCCUUGAGCUGCUCCGUUACCGUAAAAGAGAAAUGAUUGCCUUGUAUAGUGUUACGAAGACCAGUGGUGUGAUAUGGUUUGACAGUGAAUGCGGUGAUAUAUAUAAACGGUAUACACUUCAUUUUGCUUUCCUUCCCUUCUCUUUCAUUUCAUUUUUAUUUAUUUAUUUGUUUAUUAUACUAUUUUUUUAUUCAUGUAUCAUUUAUUUAUUCAUUUACUCAUUUAUUUAUCUCUAUUUAUUUGCUGGGUAGAAUUUCAGGUGGUAGAGUCUCAUGAUCCAUCAAAUGUUAUGAGGAGGAAGAGAAGCGGCUGUGAUGGUGUUGACAGUGAGGGUUGACAGUGAGUGAAUGUGCUGUUAUGUAGCCCACUGUAUUCCUUUCUUUUGUUCAUGUCCUCUCUCGUUUUCCUGUUUGGUUAUAGUGAAACCAGACUGACGAGAUCGAUUUUGUGUUGGCUCCUACAGGUCCUUUCCCAACACCUAUCUUUUCCUCUCACAUGUCAGCUAUAGGUAACAUAUGAGAAGAGGAGACAGGUGUUGGGACAGGUCGGUAUUACGAGACACUUUUGCUUCUCAUAUCAUCUAUUUCUAAAGGUCAAAGAGGGGGUCAAUCGGGUUCUAAUGAGUAUUUCUUCAGGUUCAUGGUACAGAGGAAGGGUCAAACUACAACCAGGGUGAUAAAACUACUCCUGGAAAUGCCCACAACUCCUACGGAAGCCUUGUCAAAUAGCUGUUCUUGGGAGGUGAAAAUGUCUUACAAUACGACCCUGGGGGACCCUGGGGGACCCUGGGGGGCAUAUUCUCAAACCUAUCGGCGCCCCAGGACACAUAUUUGACACAGUUCUCGUAGGAGUUUUGGGCUUUUCCAGGGGUACUUUUAUGACCCUGGUGGUACUUUGAUCAUUCUUCUGUACCAUGCACCUAAAAUAAUACCCCUUAGAACGCAAUCAAUCUCCCUUUUGCCCUUUGAAAAUAGUUUAUGAGAGGCGAAAACGUCUGAGGAUAUCGACCCUGAGUGGCAGAGCGCUGGGGAGGAAAGGACCCGCGGGAGACAACGCCAAAACGAUCUCGAGAAUAUGGUUUCAUUAUAACUGGAACACGCCCUCGAUCUCUUCUUGGGUAUAGCCUUCGUUGUUUCCUCCCUUCAGUUGUGGCGGGCGUGUCUGCCUGGCCGCCCUACUAUGUACAAUGUGAUCCGGGUUCGUAAUGUAAUAAUCAAAAGGUUUUAAUAAAGAUGCUAUGGUGUGUCUCAGUGGUACAUACUACGGUGUUGUAGAUCAUGUUCAAUAAAGA
This is a messenger RNA of Eriocheir sinensis (Chinese mitten crab), 10850 nucleotides long. Its product is annotated as neuromedin-U receptor 2-like. Gene Ontology annotation, biological process: neuropeptide signaling pathway. NCBI's taxonomy places the organism in Eukaryota, Metazoa, Arthropoda, Malacostraca, Decapoda, Varunidae. The transcript has 9 exons. Gene Ontology annotation, cellular component: plasma membrane. The coding region runs from base 1779 to 3068 and encodes 429 amino acids. The record is from RefSeq and is a predicted model, not a curated record. Gene Ontology annotation, molecular function: neuromedin U receptor activity.